GUUUCACUUUUCGGCGGCGAAAUGGGUAAACGAGAAAAGCAGAAGCAGAAGCAUGAGAGGCGUAACCGUGGAAGAAGCUCCUUCAACUAUCUUCAAGAAGACCAAGAUUUUGAUGACACUCCAAGACUCUCACCUUCCGGUGAAGAACCUGAUCAUGACAGCAAUGAGGAAGAAGAAGAAGAUGAUGCCGAUAACGACGAAGCAACGAUAAGUAAUGAAAACCAAUCACACGAUAUGCCUUCAAAGUUUCUCCUUUAUCAACAAUCUGUGCAGUCUCCUAAAGGAGACAUAAGCUAUAUGCAAAAGUUCUUUCUCAUGUAUGUGGGUGGAAGGGUAGCCCUUCAUCUUCAAGAAGAUUUCUGUGGUACUGCGUUUCUUAGUACAGAAUGGCUCCGCAGUGAUUCAAGAAGAACAGCAGUAGGAUUAGAUUUGGAUAAUGAAGCACUUAAUUGGUGCAUGGAAAACAACGUGCCUUCACUUGGGGCUGAUGGAUUUUCAAGAAUAUCCCUCUUUCAUGGGAAUGUCCUACAACCUCUGCAGUCUAAACUUGUAAACAUGGAUCCUCAGAAGCUGGUAAGCGACCUUUCAUUGGCACAGAAUGAAGAAAAUAUGCAGACUGGUGUGCUGGAAUCUGAGGAUCCAACAGGCUCUGUUGCUCAAGAUGAUAAGUUUACUAAGAGAAACAUAACAUUACCUAGAAGAGAUAUUGUGUGCGCUUUUAACUACAGCUGCUGUUGUCUACAUAAACGAUCAGACCUGGUUUUGUAUUUCAAGCAUGCCCGUGAUGCCUUGUCAACUAAAGGUGGAAUUUUUGUGAUGGAUUUAUAUGGGGGUACAUCUUCAGAGCACAAGUUGAGGCUUCAAAGAAGAUUUCCUAAUUUUACGUAUGUAUGGGAGCAAGCUGAAUUUGAUAUCAUUCAACGGAAGACAAGGAUUAGCCUCCAUUUCCAUUUGAAGAAGGAACAAAGAAAACUCCGUCAUGCAUUUUCAUACAGCUGGCGGUUGUGGACGUUGCCUGAGAUUAAGGAUUGCCUGGAAGAGGCUGGAUUUCGAUCUGUUCAUUUUUGGGUUCGAGAGAUGCCAGACAGCGCGGAAAUUAUGAAGACAGAGGGAUUUGGUGCGGGAAAGAAUGUAAAAUAUGAAGAGGCAACAAGUUUUCAGCAACAAGAUUCUUGGAAUGCUUACAUAGUUGGUGUUGCAUGAUUUCAUCUUAGAGAUGGUAGUUUUCUGCUACAUUAAUUUUGUCAUAACUAGACAAGCUCCCUUAUGAAGCGUAACAAUUCUAUUCAUCUUGAAGAAUAAUAGAAUUAACAAAAUUUCAAGGUGCUUUCUGUCAUGUUUGGUAUGGAAUUUCAUCAAUGGAUCUUACCAUGAA
Molecule: messenger RNA, 1375 nt
Organism: Vigna unguiculata (cowpea)
Lineage: Eukaryota; Viridiplantae; Streptophyta; Magnoliopsida; Fabales; Fabaceae
Product: S-adenosyl-L-methionine-dependent methyltransferases superfamily protein
Source: RefSeq, a predicted model, not a curated record